Epinephelus moara (kelp grouper) is the source of this 1653-nucleotide messenger RNA. Its product is annotated as lysophosphatidylserine lipase ABHD12-like. The coding region runs from base 209 to 1180 and encodes 323 amino acids. Gene Ontology annotation, cellular component: endoplasmic reticulum membrane. Lineage: Eukaryota; Metazoa; Chordata; Actinopteri; Perciformes; Serranidae. The transcript is spliced from 12 exons. Gene Ontology annotation, biological process: monoacylglycerol catabolic process; phosphatidylserine catabolic process. The record is from RefSeq and is a predicted model, not a curated record. Gene Ontology annotation, molecular function: phosphatidylcholine lysophospholipase A1 activity; monoacylglycerol lipase activity.
UCACUGUAUCAAAUGUGAGCAAUCAGCAGCAGAGGAAAUGAUUAGUUGCAGUUGAACAUUGACCUGUUUUUCUGUUUGCAUGUAAAACAGUCGUGCUGUCUGAAGGAGAGCUCUGCUGGAUCCUUCCUCACUCCACCACUGAAUCAGGGGAAAGGGGACAUUGUGUUUUUGGAGCUGCAGACAGGGAAUACUGUCACUUGAAGCAGCAAUGAAGAGAGCUGUCUUAUUUUUGAUUACUGUCUACGCCUCAGUGCCUGUCAUCCUCUACCUGUUCCCCUGGAUACUGGGACAUGUUGUAUUUUCCCACCUGUUGAGGUUUCCAUUCUUUGUGGAUCUCAGCAGACCUGAAGACGUGCUGAACCACACAUGCAACUUCUACCUGGACACAGAGGCGGAUGUCUCAGUCGGUGUCUGGCAUACACUCCCCGCCAGCCAAUGGGAGAAGGCCGCGGGGAGAAGCCCUGAGUGGUACCAGGAAACGCUGGGAGACGGCAGUCCUGUUAUUAUCUAUCUCCAUGGCAACGCAGGGACCAGAGCCUUAAUUCACAGAGUGGAGCUGGUGAAGGUUUUUAGUGCUGCAGGGUACCAUGUCUUCUCUUUAGACUACAGAGGUUUUGGAGACUCCAGUGGGGAGCCAAGUGAAGCUGGAGUGACCAGUGACGCCCUCUACCUGUACCACUGGGUAAAGAAACAGAGCAGAGGUCCUGUCUAUCUGUGGGGACACUCGCUCGGCUCUGGGGUGGCAACAAAUGCUGCAUUGAAAAUACAAGAGCAAGGGUCUGUGGUUGAUGCUUUAAUCCUUGAUGGAGCAUUCACAAACGUAGAAGAAAUGGUCACCAAGCAUCCGAUCGUUAAGAUGUACAAGUUCCUUCCAGGAUUUGAGGGCUUGUUUUGGAACAUAUUGGAAAGGAACAACAUUGUGUUUGCUAAUGACAAAAAUUUAAAGGUCUUGAACAGCCCACUCCUUAUCCUGCACGCAGAAGAUGACAAUAUUGUUCCUUAUCACAUGGGUCUGAAGCUGUACGAGAUAUCACUCCAGGCUAAGAAAGAGUAUGACAGAGAUGUUCAGGUUGAAAUGAUCACCUACAGUGCAGAUCUUGGAUACGCCCACAACAUGAUCUACUUAGAUCCUAAUCUGUCAAAUGUUGUCGGAAAAUUUCUACAAACCCUGAGACGGUAGAUCGCCAUCCUCCAGAGAUGUAAACAAGACCCAACAGAUUUAUUUUUAUUACAAAACAACAGCUGUGAUUCAACAUGUUAUAUUACACACUAAGUUUUUAUUUUAACACUGGAAACAAUACUGUGACUCACACUGAAGUAAAAUAAAUAAAUAAGUUAAUAAAUCCUCUGCCUGUAAUAUAGACAGGAUUUGUAGCUCAGUACUUGAGGCAUAAAGUCGUAGGAAGGUGAUUAAAUAUUCAGUUUAGUCAGCUGCUCUGUUGCUGCCUUCCUACUGAAUUCCUGACGUGCAGAAACUCCCACUGAUCCUGUCGGAAAGCAUUUCAGACAUGAAGAUGAUUAUUUAACCUCGCUCUACACGCUGACUCCUGGUUCACUAUCUGUCGGUGCUAAAAGACUGUAACAGAUGAUUCUUUUAAUGCAAGUGCUUUGACUUCAGUGCUCUGACAAUAAAAAGUGAUCGGGAAAUUAGAA